AUGUUUGACAAUAAAUCAAGUAACGCAACUGUAUUUCGUAGCCUCGAUUUGCCUGAGAAUUUACCCGUACCAACCGAUGAUGGUGAAUGUGCACACUUGAAAAUGGGCAUGAAAUUUCCUGUUGAUCUUCUAAUCAGUUUACCAACCACUAGCGGACGUCCCAUAGAUCUCACUAGUCAACCACGUACCAUAUUAUACUUUUACCCUCGAACUGGUAAACCAAACCAAAAAAUCCCCGAUGGCUGGGACAUGAUUCCUGGCGCUCGAGGUUGCACACCCGAAUCGUGUGGAUUUCGUGAUCAUUACAAGGAACUGCAAUCACUAGGUGCGAAUGUGUAUGGAUGUAGCACUCAAACAACCGUUUAUCAACAAGAAGUUGUCGAACGAGUACAUUUGCCGUUCGAUUUACUAAGUGAUUCAAAAUUGGAAUUAUUAAAUCAUUUACAUUUACCGUAUUUCAAGUUACCAGAAUUAGACAAUAUUCCGUUAAUUAAACGUUUAACAAUAAUAAUCAAAGAUGAUAUUAUUGAGCACGUAUUUUAUCCGAUAUUUCCCCCUGAUAAACAUUCGCAAGAGGUUAUUGAAUGGCUAAAACAAAAUCAGAUCCAAUAA
Messenger RNA from Didymodactylos carnosus, 612 nucleotides. The record is from the annotation of a GenBank genome assembly. NCBI's taxonomy places the organism in Eukaryota, Metazoa, Rotifera, Eurotatoria, Philodinida, Philodinidae.